AUGGGCAAGAAGCACAACAAACAAAGCAGCAAGCAACAGUCUACUAUAUCGAAGACCAACAAGGUCGACACAGAGGUCACCAAACCAGUCCCAUCAACCAGAAAAACUGCUGGCACACCCGUCUUCUUUNUCAAAGAUGACGAACAACCCCACGGCUUCCUCUGCCAAUGGUACCGCUGUCGCUUCACAGACCUAGCCUCAGGACUCGAGUUUACCUGUACAGAACAAUGGAUGAUGUGGAACAAAGCCCAACUCGCUGGUGACGAAGCAUCCGCCAAAGCCAUCAUGGCCACAACAUCUCCCCGCAAGCAAAAGCAACUUGGUCGUGGUGUAGAGGGGUUUGAUGUGGACGCUUGGGAUAAGAUCAAACUUGAUGUUGUGGAGAGAGGAAAUUACCUCAAAUUUACCCAAGGCACUAAUGUUGCAUCAAUGAAAAUGGGUCAGGAAGGAGAUCCGGUGUUGCUUAAGAGUCUGUUGUUGGAGACGGAAGAACGAGAGUUGGUGGAGGCAUCCAGGUUUGAUCGGGUUUGGGGUAUUGGGUUUGAUGCACAGCAAGCUCUGGCAGUUCCGAAGGAGAGAUGGGGACAGAAUCUGCUAGGGAUUGCUUUAAUGAAUGUGAGGAAGAGGAUCAGGAAGGAAGCUGAAGAUCGAGCAGAGUCGGCUGUGGACGAGGGAGAUACGAAGUCGAGCAGUGCGCAGAGUAUGCCGUCAACAUGA
This is a messenger RNA of Aureobasidium musti, 717 nucleotides long. NCBI's taxonomy places the organism in Eukaryota, Fungi, Ascomycota, Dothideomycetes, Dothideales, Saccotheciaceae. The record is from the annotation of a GenBank genome assembly.